Selaginella moellendorffii is the source of this 3741-nucleotide messenger RNA. Its product is annotated as AP-1 complex subunit gamma-2. The transcript is spliced from 19 exons. Gene Ontology annotation, biological process: receptor-mediated endocytosis; Golgi to vacuole transport; intracellular protein transport. The coding region runs from base 907 to 3474 and encodes 855 amino acids. NCBI's taxonomy places the organism in Eukaryota, Viridiplantae, Streptophyta, Lycopodiopsida, Selaginellales, Selaginellaceae. Gene Ontology annotation, molecular function: clathrin-cargo adaptor activity. Gene Ontology annotation, cellular component: AP-1 adaptor complex; Golgi apparatus; membrane coat. The record is from RefSeq and is a predicted model, not a curated record.
GCUUGUGGAGAACAGGCCCGGAUAGACAAUUAGGGACGUUUGCUACCUAGGGCUUGUUUGCCCUGGAACAGGGGAGCUCCAUGAAUUUCAGCGCGGCUCGCCAGCUCCUGGGCCUGGGCGAUGGCGAUGCUACCGCCGCCGAGGUCUCACUCUCAUACUCUGCCAAGAAAUUCCUUCCCUUGCUCGCUAGAAUUUCUUCUCUACCAGGUGAAAGCCGCUUACCGGAGCAAGGCCAUGGAAUUCCACCCCGAUCGCGUCGAUGCGUCGCGGAAAUCGGCCGCGGAAGCUCAGUUCAAAUCGGUAGGGUCUGAUUGAUCGAAGGAAAUCCCCCAAAUUUCACUCGAUUUUCACCUAGGUGACCGAAGCGUAUAGAUUUCUUCUCCUCAAUGGCACAGGCAGCAGCGCCGGGAGAUCCGCGCACGCCACCAGAGCCACGAUCAUGAGCCGGAAGCAAAGAAUUUUGCGAGGGCUUCCAUACAUCACCAUGGUGAUUGGCACUGUCUCGUAUGGAGCAUUCGUGGCGUCCAGGUCUUUGCAAAUCAGAAUCUCUCUUUCCUUUUGUAGCUAAAAUCUAUGGAGUUGUCAGGAAAUACCUGAGAGAAUGCGAGGCCGCAAGAGCCAAUCACCCCUUUCUACCAUGACAAGGGGAAGAAAUCUCACCAUUCUUACACAGUUCUAGCGACUGUGGCCAUGGAUUCGCUCGUGAUCCAGCUCCAUUGCUUGCGUUCUCGCGCAUUUUCUUUCUCUUUAAAAUAUAUUUCUCUUUUCUCUGUUGAGCCCUAAUUCUCUGUUCUUCAAGCGUCAUGGACAGGGACGUAGGGCGCCCGUGAUCUCCCUCCUCGUCGAUCGCCGCGGCCAAGCGGAGCAAGGCGCCGACUAGCUGAGAUCCACACUGCGGCCUCCAGGAUGGGAUCUAGGCUCCGGGACAUGAUUCGGGCAGUCCGUGCUUGUAAGACCGCCGCCGAGGAGCGCGCCGUGAUUGCCAGAGAAUGCGCGAAUUUGCGCACUGCGUUUAAGGAGGACGAUCAUGACUACAGACAUCGCAAUGUGGCCAAGCUUAUGUUUAUCCAUAUGCUCGGCUAUCCCACGCACUUUGGCCAGAUGGAGUGCUUGAAGCUCAUUGCCUCUCCUGGAUUUCCAGAGAAGCGCAUCGGCUACCUCGGCUUGAUGCUUCUUCUGGAUGAGAAACAAGAGGUUUUGAUGCUGGUGACGAACUCGCUCAAGAAUGACUUGAAUCAUUCCAACCAGUUUAUUUCUGGAUUGGCACUUUGUGCGCUGGGGAACGUCUGCACAGCGGAGAUGGCUCGGGAUCUGGCACCCGAGGUGGAGAAGCUACUUCAAAACAGCAACUCCUACAUACGCAAAAAGGCAGCUCUGUGUUCGGUCCGGAUCGUGCGUAAGGUCCCAGAUCUUAUUGAGAAUUUUCUCAAUCCUUGUACGAGCUUGCUGAAUGACAAGCAUCACGGUGUCCUUCUCGGUGCUGUAAAGCUUUGUACCGAAUUGUGCGAGGGGAGUGUGGAAGCUUUGGAACAUUUCAGAAAGCAUACCAUGACACUAGUACGCGUCUUGAAAAACCUGGUUGUGAGUGGCUACGCUCCGGAAUACGAUGUUGGAGGCAUCACAGAUCCCUUUUUGCAAAUACGAGUUUUGCGUUUACUUCGACUCCUUGGGAAUGGAGAUUCCGAGUCCAGCGACGUUAUGAGCGAUAUUCUUGCUCAGGUGGCAACUAAUACAGAGUCCAACAAGAAUGCUGGGAACGCAAUCUUGUACGAAUGUGUGCAGACGAUUAUGGGUAUAGAGGCCAUUGGCGGUCUCCGUGUUCUUGCUAUCAACAUUCUUGGAAGAUUUCUCGCGAACCGUGACAACAAUAUUAGAUAUGUUGCACUUAAUACGUUGGUGAAGGUAGUCUCGGUGGAUACGCAGGCUGUGCAGAGACAUCGUACAACCAUAGUAGAGUGUGUGAAGGACUCAGACGUUUCAAUCAGAAGGCGGGCUCUUGAUCUGGUGUACGCGCUGGUCAACGAAACCAACGUCAAGACGCUGACGAAGGAACUGCUGGAAUAUCUAAAAGUUAGCGAUCCAGAAUUCAAAGCCGAUCUUACUGGGAAAAUUUGCUCUCUAGUUCAAAAGUUCUCUCCAAGCAAAGUGUGGUACAUUGACCAGAUGAUCAACGUCAUGGUUGAGGCGGGAAAAUUUGUGAAAGACGAAGUUAUUCGAGCACUUCUAUUAGUCGUGAGCAAUGCUCCUGAUCUGCACGGUUAUACUGUUCGUGCGUUGUACCGGGCAUUUGCUCAUUGGGACGGUCAGGAAAGCUUUGCUCAAGUUGUUCUUUGGUGUAUUGGAGAGUAUGGUGAAAUGCUCGUCAACAAUGCGAAUGAGCUGGAGGGAGAAGAACCAAUCACGGUUACGGAGUCGGAUGCUGUGGACGUGCUGGAAAAUGUUUUGAAAGAUUUCCGAGUGAGCUCCAGUACGCGGGCCUUCGCACUUACAGCAAUGCUAAAACUUUCUUCUCGUUUUCCCUCAUGUGCAGACCGGAUCAAGGAGGUGAUGAUGCAAUAUAAAGGAAACUUAAUACUUGAGCUCCAACAGCGAGCCAUUGAAUUCACGUCCAUCCUCAGCAAGCAUCAAAACAUAAAAGGGGCGUUACUCGAGAAAAUGCCAGCAUUGGAUGCAACCGCCUACAGUACCAAGCGAGCCGAUGCAGCCGGAGUAUCGCUUGCAAAUGGAAGAGCAUCAAUACACGAAACUGGUCCAGUGUCCACAUCUAAUGGACCAGGCUCACAACCAAUCCUGACAGAUCUGUUAGACCUCAACGUGGACGACACUCCAGCUCCUCCAGUCCAGCGGAAAUCAGCUGGUGAUGUACUCUUGGAUUUAUUGGGAGCUAAUCCAAGCGCACCCUCUGCACCUCAAGAACAAACUUCAGGAGGUGGCUCGGAUGUGCUGAUGGAUCUUUUAUCCGUCGGCUCUUCUUCACGACAACCUGUGAUCGCAAGCAGUGGCCUGGAUUCGCUCUCUCAACCGAUUAAGCAGUCGUUUGUCGAAGCAAGGAAACCCACUGGUAUGGAUAUGGACCUUCUUGGGGACCUUGGAGACAGUAAUGGUGCUCCUAUGUAUCCGACCAUCCUUGCUUAUCAAAGUGAGGCCUUGAGCGUAACUUUCGAGUUCAAAAAAGUCCCUGAGAACCCCCAGUUGACCCUGAUUUUGGCAUCUUACGCGAAUGCUUCUGGAAAGACAUACACGGACUUUGUUUUCCAGGCAGCGGUUCCAAAGUACCUGCAUCUCCGGCUGGAGCCUGCAAGCAACAGCGAGCUUGAACCUAAGGGUGGAGAGAGAAUCACUCAAACAAUAAGAGUCGAGAACAGCAUGCUUGGACAGAAACCUUUGGCCAUGAGAAUACGAAUCAGCUACAAAGUGGAUGGCCAGGACGUCCUGGAGCAGGGCCAAGUGCACAACUUCCCUGCUGGUUUCUGAUAGGUAUGGAGAAAACAAUUUUGGUUCGUCAAUAAAGUAUUGUUUCUUUUAUUUGAUGGUUUCUGAGAUGGUGGGCUCGUCCUUGAAACAAGGAAAACUCGAAAGCUCACCAUUGAGAAGUUUUCACUCGAGGACGACGACUCCCACGUAUUAGCCAUGUUACAAACGAAUUUGUGAAAUUGAGAAGAUGAGCGAUUGCAAGCCAAGCCUUCAUCACCAAGCGCUCUAUGGUUUGGUCAUUUUGCUCAAUCUCCCGCAUUCUCUCGA